Thlaspi arvense is the source of this 1233-nucleotide messenger RNA. The record is from the annotation of a GenBank genome assembly. Lineage: Eukaryota; Viridiplantae; Streptophyta; Magnoliopsida; Brassicales; Brassicaceae.
AUGUCAGGCGACUCGGCGGUUACGGCCAUGGAGACGACGGAGACGAGUCACAAUUCCAUUAAGGUUGACUCCAAGGACACCGAGUCAUCAGAUAUGGAAAUCCAGAUUCUGGCAGCUAUGCGAUCCCGCGCAACCUACCUCAGAAAUAAAGCAGACACCUUCACUUUCGAGAGUGUUCGGAGGUUGUUGGAGGAAGAUAUGAAAUUGGAGAAAUAUGCUUUGGAUGUUCAUAAAAGCUUUGUCAAAGAGCAUUUGGUCAAGAGAGCACUUAAGAAAAGAGCUUCUUAUAUUAGAGCUAACUCAGAGGAAAUUACAAUGGCUUCACUUCGUCGACUUUUGGAGCAAGAUCUUGAGUUAGAGAAGAAAUCUCUUGAUUCCUUCAAGGAGUUCAUUAACAAAGAAUUAGAUGAAGUACUACAAACUCCUGAUGCUCCAAAACCAAAACCAUCGACUAAGCCUACUAAGAAAAAGGUCAAGACCACACCACCUAAGACGCUAGGCAGCGAAGAAAAUUCUGAUUCAGAUACUGAGGACGGAGAGGAGGACGAAGAGGAGAACGAAGAGGAAGUGGCUGUGAAGAAGACUGUGGCGCAGAAAAGAAAACUUUCAAAAUCAGAGAUGAAUGUCAAACUGGUAUCUGCGAAAAAGAAAGCAAAACAUACAGAAACAGAUUCAGAGAAUGACAGUGAUGCAGGAGAUAGUGAAAUGAAGGCGGAGAAACCUUUGAAGACAAAGGAGACUGCAACUACUGUGUACGGAAAGCGUGUUGAGCAUCUCAAAUCAGUCAUCAAGUCUUGUGGGAUGAGUGUUCCUCCUGUCAUUUACAGGAAAGUCAAACAGGCUCCUGAAGAGAAACGCGAGGCUACUUUAAUUGAAGAACUUAAGCAGAUACUUGCCAAAGAAGGGCUCUCUGCAGAUCCUUCAGAGAAAGAGAUCAAAGAAGUAAAGAAAAGGAAGAAUAUAUCAAAAGAGCUUGAGGGUAUCGAUACAAGCAACAUUGUAUCGAGUUCAAGGAGAAGAUCCACCACAAGUUUUGCGCCUCCUCCUAAGCCGAAAAUAACAAGCGAGAGCGAGAGUGAGAGUGACGAACCAGAAGAGUCUGAGAAUGGAGAUGGUAACGAAGAAGAAGAAGAAGAAGAAGAAGCUGAGGGAGGUAAUGAGGAAGCUGAAGAAGGAAGCCAAAGCGAAGAAGAAUCAAACAACGAGGAUGAUGGUGGAGAGGAAAGCGACUGA